AUGUGUAAUAACGAUGCUGUCAAAGGGGACGAUGCUGUCCUGGACAUGCUGCACGAUGAUCAGAUUAAAAGAGCCACUGAAUUGAUGCUCGACUUAAAGAGGGGGAUGAUGGAGGAUUUCAACAUUGAGCCUCAAUCUGCUUCAUUUGAAGAUACUAGCCAUGGGCGAAUCAAUAUUAGUCGACGUACUAGGGAGCAAGCUGAUAAAGUUCGGGUAUACCUUGAAUUUUACUAUACUUUGAUUGAGAAAUAUACCAGCCCUCCGCCUGGUUCCGAGCACAAGGACGUCGAUGAUGUAUACAAUCCUUUGCAAGUGAUACGGAAUAGGAAAAUCAGAAAGAAAUACGGUGAUAAGACGAGAGAUUUUCAUCUUGCUAGACCUCCAGUAAUUGCAAUUAAGGACUUUUCACAUAGAAACUCCAAGUUCCCAUGGUUUGUCGAUAUAAUGGAGAAAUCUAAUGAUAUAAUCUGGAGAACCAACCAUUGGGACGAGUUGAAGAAACCAGAUGGGACGUUAUGGUUUAGUAAAAAACAUGCGAGGAUGGUUCAUGAUUCUAAGAACUCUGUAGCCAGCUCAGAUUCCUCUUUGGAUACCUCAUCUUUUGAAGGUUCAGUACGAAGGGGAAGAUUCGAUCGACUGUCAAGAACGUCAGGAACCGUAUCAAAAUCUGAUUAUAGAGAUAAUAGGAAUUCCAGAUCAAUCUUAUCUCGAUUGUCUAGAGCAUCGACUAGGAAACGGGAACCAUUAGAAAAUACUGGGUUUACAGAUUCGAAGAUUGUCGUACCGAAGAUCGUAUACCAGACUCCUACCGACUAUGCUACUGGUAAAUCCGCCAUCAUAGAUGUGCAUAUUGAUCCCAUAAAGAAACAUGAGGAGGCACCGGAGCCUCCAGCGGAAACAACAGAACAAAAACGAGACGAACGUUCAAGACUGAGUUCAUAUUCCAAUAUGAACCUAAUCGCCAAUACAAACUCCACCACAUCGAACAGUAACUCUGCACCCAGUUCUUAUGCCAUUGCCAGCUCAACUACGAAUUCCAACAUGACGUCGAACCCAUCAACACCAGAAUUUGAAUCAAAUAUCGUUGACGAUACUACCAAGAAGACGCUUUACGAUGACUACCUGUCCGUUAAGUGUCUUCAAUGUUCUUGGGAACUUUUAAGGCGUAAAAAGCUACUAACAGACAUGGCUCAGAAGAAAAAUCUUGGUGAGACAUCGAAAAAAUUGAGUGGAGAGCUACAGACCUUCAGAGAGAAUACCACACUUGCCGAAUCUAUAUUAAACGACUACGAUGUAGAGCUAUCCAAGGAUAACUUGGUUCUAUCCGAAUGGAAGAGAAAACUUUCAACGGAUUAUGCUAACAGAGUCAAUAAGUUGAUUUCCUUUAGCGAUAGAUUCCUAUCAGACAUUAAUACAACGUUGGCACUAAGAGUCAAGAUUCUACAAGAAAAUGUCGAGAAAGUGAGUUCCAUUAGCCAUGUUCAGAAACGUGCAUGGAGGAAGAUAAUGUACAAAGCCCUUGAAUUUUUCAUUGUAUCGUGCUUAUGGAUGGUAUGGCUGAUAUUCUCUGUCCUACGAAUAUUCCAAAUGGGAUUCAUUAUAGUGUUCAAAGUCGUCAAAUGGGCAUUAUUUUAA
Molecule: messenger RNA, 1635 nt
Organism: Kluyveromyces lactis
Lineage: Eukaryota; Fungi; Ascomycota; Saccharomycetes; Saccharomycetales; Saccharomycetaceae
Gene: MTC4
Product: Mtc4p
Exons: 1
Coding region: 1-1635 (544 amino acids)
Source: RefSeq, a predicted model, not a curated record